This is a messenger RNA of Motacilla alba alba, 2752 nucleotides long. It is a transcript of the gene PAX6, whose product is annotated as paired box 6. The transcript is spliced from 15 exons. NCBI's taxonomy places the organism in Eukaryota, Metazoa, Chordata, Aves, Passeriformes, Motacillidae. The coding region runs from base 539 to 1849 and encodes 436 amino acids. The record is from RefSeq and is a predicted model, not a curated record. Gene Ontology annotation, molecular function: DNA-binding transcription factor activity, RNA polymerase II-specific; RNA polymerase II cis-regulatory region sequence-specific DNA binding. Gene Ontology annotation, biological process: regulation of transcription by RNA polymerase II; anatomical structure development.
AAGGGAAAGUUAGUGCAAAGGCAGCACCCCUCUUUUGCUGUCAUUGACAUUUAAACUGUGUGGCAGGUUCUCGCGUGGAAAUCGGCCACCGGAGCCGCCAGGUGCCUCCUCCCGGCCGCGGGACCGCCGCGCCCGGACGCUCCGCUCCCGCUGACAGGAUGCGUGCGGCGGGACGCCCGGCCUCGGCCAGCGGCAACUAGGAGGGGACCGGCUGCUCGGCGGGACGGCUCGCCGGGACUCCCCGAGCCUGGAGGGCAGGCACACGGGACACAGGAAUUCAAGAUCACACAACCAGCAGCUUCAGUGGCGAAAAACUAUUUUGCUGGCAACUCUUUUUAAAGCACCAUCAUUUCCAAUCAGUGCGCUCUUAAACUAUUGACAGGAGCUUUGACAACAAGACAGGAUGCCUCAUAAAGAGGGAAGACUUUAACUAGUGACACGCAGAUGUGCGAGUCCCUAAAUUGUAUGAGAGGACAGUCCACCCCGCUUUCAGACUGCUAUAGGCGACCCCCGUGGGAUACUGCUCUCUCAGCCCAACAUGCAGAACAGUCACAGCGGCGUGAACCAGCUCGGCGGGGUGUUCGUCAACGGGAGGCCGCUGCCCGACUCCACGCGGCAGAAGAUCGUGGAACUCGCUCACAGCGGCGCCCGGCCCUGCGACAUCUCCCGGAUCCUGCAGACCCAUGCAGAUGCAAAAGUCCAAGUGCUGGACAAUCAAAACGUGUCGAAUGGAUGUGUGAGUAAAAUUUUGGGCAGGUAUUACGAAACUGGCUCCAUCAGACCCAGGGCAAUCGGAGGUAGUAAACCGAGAGUAGCGACUCCAGAAGUUGUAAGCAAAAUAGCGCAGUAUAAACGAGAGUGCCCCUCCAUCUUUGCGUGGGAGAUUCGAGACAGAUUACUAUCAGAGGGGGUCUGUACCAACGAUAAUAUACCCAGUGUGUCGUCGAUAAACAGAGUCCUACGCAACCUGGCUAGCGAAAAGCAACAGAUGGGUGCCGACGGGAUGUACGACAAGCUAAGGAUGCUGAACGGGCAGACGGGGACCUGGGGCACCCGGCCCGGCUGGUAUCCCGGCACCUCGGUACCCGGGCAGCCCACACAAGAUGGCUGUCCGCAACAGGAGGGAGGAGGGGAAAACACUAACUCCAUCAGCUCUAAUGGAGAAGACUCAGACGAGGCCCAAAUGAGACUCCAGCUGAAAAGGAAGCUGCAGAGAAAUAGGACAUCCUUUACCCAAGAGCAAAUCGAAGCCCUUGAGAAAGAAUUUGAGAGGACCCACUAUCCUGAUGUGUUUGCAAGAGAGAGACUAGCUGCUAAAAUAGACCUGCCUGAAGCAAGGAUACAGGUGUGGUUUUCCAACAGAAGGGCCAAAUGGAGAAGGGAAGAGAAGCUGAGGAACCAGCGAAGACAAGCCAGCAACACUCCCAGCCACAUUCCCAUCAGUAGUAGUUUCAGCACAAGCGUUUACCAGCCGAUCCCACAACCAACCACCCCCGUUUCCUCUUUCACAUCAGGUUCCAUGUUGGGCAGGACGGACACGGCGCUCACGAACACGUACAGCGCGCUGCCGCCCAUGCCCAGCUUCACCAUGGCCAACAACCUGCCUAUGCAACCCCCGGUACCCAGCCAGACCUCCUCCUACUCUUGCAUGCUGCCCACCAGUCCAUCGGUGAAUGGACGGAGCUAUGAUACAUACACCCCUCCUCACAUGCAGACACACAUGAACAGCCAGCCCAUGGGCACCUCUGGCACCACUUCCACAGGUCUCAUUUCCCCUGGAGUGUCAGUUCCAGUUCAAGUUCCUGGCAGUGAACCUGAUAUGUCUCAAUACUGGCCAAGAUUACAGUAAAACAUGUGUUAAUUCCGUAAAUGACUAUAUGGACAACAGUUGGAUGUUCAGCAGUAUUUUAUAAAGGAAGAAUGGCUCUCAGAGUACUUCUGUACUGCAACUGUGCCCUAUGCUGUAACACAUGGAAAAGACUUUCACAUGGACCUUUGUACACUGAAGGCAUUAUAUCAGUUGGAACAAAUCUUCAUUUUGGUAUCCAAACUUUUAUUCAUUUUGGUGUAUUAUUUGUAAAUGGGCAUUUGUAUGUUAUAAUGAAAAAAAAAAAAGAACAAUGUAGACUGGAUGGAUGUUUGAUCUGUGUUGGUCAUGAAGUUGUUUUAAAAAAAAAAAAGAAAAGGAAAAAAAAAAGAAGCCAUGAUCAACAAGCUUUGCCACGAAUUUAAGAGUUUUAUCAAGAUAUAUCGAAUACUUCUACCAAUCUGUUCAUAGAUUAUGGAUUGAUGUUCCAAGUUUGUAUCAUUCCAUUGCAUAUAAUUAAACCUGGAACAAUACGCACUAGAUUUAUGUAAGAAAAAUAUCUGUUGGUAUUUCCAAAGGUUGUUAACGGCUGAAGCUAUGUGCAAACAGGGGUUAAGAGAGAGCUGCGAUGAAGAAAAGAGUUUGAUAGAUAAAAGGUAGAUUGUGUCUUCGAUAUAAUCCGAUUUGUUUUAUGUCGAAAUGUAAGUAUUUGUCUUCCCUAGAAAUCUCCCAGAAUGAUUUCUAUAAUAAAGUUAAUUUCAUUUAUAUUUGACAAGAAUAUUCUAUAGAUGUUUUAUACACAUUUUCAUGCAUCAUACGUUUCUUUUUUGGUCGGCAAGAGUUAAUUGUUCUUAGAUAUAGUUGUACUACUGUUCACAGUCCAAUCAUCUUUGUGCAUCUAGAAUUCAUUCCUAAUCAAUUAAAAGUGCUUGCAAGAGUUUUAAA